This is a messenger RNA of Coffea arabica (coffee), 924 nucleotides long. The record is from RefSeq and is a predicted model, not a curated record. NCBI's taxonomy places the organism in Eukaryota, Viridiplantae, Streptophyta, Magnoliopsida, Gentianales, Rubiaceae.
AUGACUGAUAUCCACGAACGAUUAGCUGAGAGACAGGGACCAGGGCCACUUAACCAACCCGGGACCCAGGAUAGAGGGGAAGAUAGAGCCUUGGAGACAUUUUUAAAAUUUAAUCCGCCUAAGUUUAUUGGAGGAUCUGACCCCGAGUUAGCGGAGAAUUGGCUAGAAAGAAUGACCAACAUUUUCGCCGCCCUAGAUUAUGCGGUGGAGAGGCGAGUGACUUUUGCUGUCUUUCAGUUUGAGGGUGCAGCACUCGCUUGGUACGCCCCAGAAUUGGUAGCCACUGAGAGGAGAAGGAUAAGGCAAUUUGUACAGGGAUUUAACGUGGAGAUUCAAGAGAGGUUAGCAGCAGCCCAGAUCCCUACUUUAACCGAUGCCCUAGAGAAGGCGCAGAGAGCCGAAAGUGCAAGGUUGAAAGUUAAGGAUUUUCAUGCCAAGAAAAGGGGCACCCCUAGUCAUCCUCCUGGACAAGCAGAUAAGGGUGUAGAGACAUCUAGUACACCAAAAAGGACUCAAUCAAGAGGAGUCCACAAUGGACGAGAGCAACCGAGGGAGACACCUUCAAGUGGUCAGGCUGUAACUCCUCAAGUUAAUUGUGGUUAUUGUCGUAAGCCUAACCAUACAGAGAAUGAGUGCUGGAAGAAAUCGGGAAAGUAUUUGUAUUGUGUCAGCACUGAACAUCAGAUUGCGAACUGUUCGAGUAUACCGAAGGAAGGAGGUAGUGCCCAACGCCCAGACGAGUCGGUAUCUAAACAAUCUAGUGCUGAAGGCAGUCGACCUAAAGCGCCAGCUAGGAUUUAUACAUUUGGCUAUCAACAGGUUUCCGAUCCCGCUAAGGUCAUUGAAGGUACAAUUCUUGCUUUUCAUUGUUUAUCUAAGGUUCUAAGUGACCCUAGUGCGACAAACUCUUUUGCAAAACCCUAG